Molecule: messenger RNA, 1430 nt
Organism: Oryza brachyantha (malo sina)
Lineage: Eukaryota; Viridiplantae; Streptophyta; Magnoliopsida; Poales; Poaceae
Product: remorin-like
Exons: 6
Coding region: 451-1251 (266 amino acids)
Source: RefSeq, a predicted model, not a curated record
GCCCCAAGGACAGAACAACCUAAAAGGGGGGUUUGGAUUCUUGAAGGCUUCCAUGGGGUAAAGCAAUCCCAUAUCCAUUCCUCUUGCAUAUCUCCAAGACAAUGGUUUCCUUGCUCUCUGUCUCUCUUCAUCACCUCUGAAUACAAGCAAGCAAUAUUUAAACCCAGGGAUUCGCUUAGUUCUGAAGCUUGUUCUGCCUUGGAGAUAGAUAUUGGUUCUCUACAAAUACGUUGCACCGCCAUGGACAAGGACUCGAAGAAGCCAAGGUAUUUUGGCUUCAUGCAACGUCUUGAAGUGAAUUUGGUGAAGGCUUUGGGUUUUACUUUAUUUCAUCGACAAAUCGUUUUUGGGUUCCUAGAGUAGGAAAGGGAAACAAAGGUGGUAGCCGGACUCCAACAAUACCACCAGAGGAAAACGCAUCUCUUCAAAUAGUGAAACUUGGCAGCACGGAUGAAUAGCAGCGAUGCCGAUGGAUAUGACGGGGCAUUUGCAGCCUCAAUUGCUGCAGUGGCAUAUGCAAUUGCUGCACAAGAAGAGAAGCUAGCAGCUCAGAAGAAGCCUAUCCCCAUUGACGGACAACCUACUGCUCCUCCUCUCCAACCUGCAAUAAAGAGAGGUGAAAGCAUGAAAAAGGCUACAGGAGGCAGCAAGAUCUCAAGAUGGUUUAGUGGCAAAGAGCCUGUUGACGAAGAUGAGGGACCAGCCAAUGUAUCUGUGAGGAGAAAGGACACGAUUUCAGAUCAGAUGGUGCCACCUAAGAAAGGUUCAGGUUCGUCAGGCAAAUUGCAAGACAAGAAAGGGAGCAAGAAGUUUGACCAAGAGCAGGUGACCCAGAAGGCCCCAUCCACUGUAAGGCCAGCAACAUCGUAUCAUUCUAGACGGAAUGGAGAUGGCACUAUUGGAGUAACUGCUGUUGGCGCAGCGGACACCAAAACUGAUGAAUGGGAGAAGGCAAAACUCACGAGCAUUAGGGAAGAGUAUCAGAAGAUGAUAGAUACCAUAGCUGAAUGGGAGAAUGAGAAGAAGGUGAAGGCCAAGCGCCAAAAAGAGCUAAAAGAGAAGGAGUUGGACAGAAAGAGAGCAAAGGCACUGGAAGAGUACAACCAGGAAAUAACAAGGAUCAACAAAAUUGCUGGAGGAGCAAGGUCAAUGGCAGAGGAAAGAAAAUAUAAUGAUGAGAAGAAAAUCAAAGAAAAGGCAAACAAAAGACGGUCAACAGAAAAGGCUCCCCGCACAUGUGCUUGCUUUUAAGAAAUUCAUAUAUGUUUCAAUAUUUGAAAAUAAAAUGAUAGGUGAUUUGAAGAUUGUACCCUCAAAACAAAGAUGUAUUGUACUUUAUAUUCUGAAUUGGUUUGAUGAGUGUAUAGAAUUUUAUCCACCGUGCAAAAAGUUGGCAUAUCCUACUGAAAAAAAAGGUACAGUGAAUGAUU